This is a messenger RNA of Drosophila elegans, 6136 nucleotides long. RefSeq names its product carboxypeptidase D (gene svr). The coding region runs from base 453 to 4769 and encodes 1438 amino acids. The transcript has 9 exons. Lineage: Eukaryota; Metazoa; Arthropoda; Insecta; Diptera; Drosophilidae. Gene Ontology annotation, biological process: proteolysis. The record is from RefSeq and is a predicted model, not a curated record. Gene Ontology annotation, molecular function: metallocarboxypeptidase activity; zinc ion binding.
CGAUCGCGUAGUAGUUUGUGAUUUAUUGUGUUUUUAUUUACCAUUUUUGCGGAUCAAAUGAAAGUUGAUUUUGCAACUGUUUAAAUUAGCGUGAAAAGGUUCGUCGGCUAUCGAAAAAAGAAUUCUGUGAUAAAAUCGGUGCAAUAAAAAGAAAGCGAAAUAUUCUGCGGCACUUGUGUGCGCCCGUGUGUGUGCCCGUGUAGGUGUAAGCGUUGGCGGUGUGUGAGUGUGUGCGUGUCAACAUUUGUGGCAAAAAUUGAAUAUUUAGCCUGAGAAAGUGUAAGAAAGUGGGUUUUAAGGCAUUUUUCCCAACCAAAUUGCCCCCUGUUUUUAGUACCAAUUUUCUGUGAAAGCUGGCGCGCCUGCGCCUUUUGUUUUUGUUAUAUUUUCGCCUGCCAACGUGUCCAAAAAAAACCGGAAAACUCCCCGAAAACACCUAAGAACCCCCUAAAAUGUGGGGUAUUUGCCUAGUUCUGAUCCUGGCCUGCGCAACCGGGGAAUACAGCGAAGUGCAGGUGGUCCAGGAAAUGGAUAACUUCCUGGAGAAUCCCCACUAUCUGAAGAACCACGAAAUCGGAGAACUCUUCACUCAGUUGGCCAAGGAUUAUCCCGAUUUGGCACAGACCUACACGAUAGGCAAAUCCCUGGAGGAUAGACCUAUUUACGCCCUGGCCCUGAGUGCACCCACUGGUGAGUCCAAGAAUGGAGAUCUCCUGAGACCCAUGGUAAAGCUGGUGGCCAACAUUCGCGGCGAUGAAACGGUGGGUCGUCAGAUGGUCCUCUAUAUGGCCGAAUAUCUGGCCACCCAUUACGACGGCGACACGGAGGUCCAGGACCUGCUCAAUCGAACCGAGAUCCACUUCCUGCCCACCUGCAAUCCAGAUGGAUUUGCCAAAGCCCAGGAGGGCAACUGCGAAUCGCUGCCCAAUUAUGUGGGACGAGGCAAUGCCGCCAAUAUCGAUUUGAAUCGCGAUUUUCCCGAUCGCCUGGAACAGAGUCAUGUCCACCAGUUGCGCGCCCAAUCCCGCCAACCGGAAACAGCGGCCCUGGUCAACUGGAUCAUUAGCAAACCCUUUGUGCUCUCUGCUAAUUUCCACGGUGGAGCCGUUGUUACCAGCUAUCCAUACGACAACUCCUUGGCCCACAACGAGUGCUGUGAGGAGAGUUUGACCCCGGAUGAUCGUGUCUUCAAGCAGUUGGCCCACACCUAUUCGGACAACCAUCCGAUUAUGAGCAGGGGAAACAACUGCAACGAUAGCUUCGCAGGCGGUAUCACCAACGGAGCCAACUGGUACGAGUUAUCCGGUGGAAUGCAGGACUUCAACUACGCGUUUAGCAACUGUUUCGAACUGACCAUCGAGUUGUCAUGCUGCAAAUAUCCGGUGGCCAGCACUUUGCCCCAAGAAUGGCAGCGUAACAAGCGAUCGCUGCUGCAGUUGCUGCGCCAGGCGCAUAUUGGGAUCAAGGGUCUGGUGAAGGAUGCCAGUGAUUUCCCAAUUGCCGAUGCCAAUAUCUAUGUGACCGGACUGGAGGAAAAACCUGUGCGCACCUCGAAACGUGGCGAAUACUGGAGGCUGUUGACUCCGGGAAUCUAUAGUGUGCAUGCUGCCGCUUUUGGUUACCAGGCUAGUGCCCCCCAGAAAGUCGAGGUGACCAACGAUAACCAGGAGGCCGUGCGCCUGGACUUCAAGCUGACGCCCGUCGAGACGAACUUUGAUGGCAACUUCCGGAAGGUAAAGGUGGAACGCUCGGAGCCGCCAGAGAAGCGCAAGGAGCAGUUCGAUGGAUUCCUGACCCCCACGAAGUUCGAACACCACAACUUUACGGCCAUGGAGAGCUACCUGAGGGAGAUCUCCGCCAGUUAUCCAUCGCUCACCCGUCUCUACAGCAUUGGCAAGAGUGUCCAGGGGCGAGAUCUCUGGGUGCUGGAGAUCUUUGCCACGCCGGGCACCCAUGUACCGGGCGUGCCGGAAUUCAAAUAUGUGGCCAACAUGCACGGCAACGAGGUGGUGGGCAAGGAGCUGCUCCUGCUCCUCACCAAGUACAUGCUGGAACGCUAUGGCAACGAUGACAGGAUAACCAAAUUGAUCAACGGCACCCGCAUGCACUUCCUGUACAGCAUGAAUCCCGAUGGCUAUGAGAUAUCCGUGGAGGGCGAUCGAACCGGUGGCGUGGGACGGGCGAAUGCCCAUGGCAUUGACUUGAACCGGAAUUUCCCGGAUCAAUAUGGCACGGAUAGGUACAAUAAGGUAACGGAGCCCGAGGUGGCCGCCCUGAUGAACUGGACGCUGUCGCUGCCAUUCGUUCUGUCCGCCAAUCUCCAUGGUGGCUCCCUGGUGGCCAACUAUCCGUACGAUGAUAACGAGAACGACUUCAACGAACCGCAUAUGCGGCAAAGGAACUCCAGUAUCAAUGGACGCAAGGCCAAUCCCACGGAGGAUAAUGCGCUGUUCCGACAUCUGGCCGGGAUCUAUGCCAGGGCACACCCAACCAUGCACUUGGGCCAGCCGUGUGAGCUCUUCCGCAACGAGUUCUUCGCCGAUGGCAUCACCAACGGGGCCCAGUGGUACAGUGUCACGGGUGGAAUGCAGGACUGGAACUAUGUGAGGGCCCGAUGCCUGGAGCUAACCAUCGAGAUGGGCUGCGAUAAGUACCCGAUGGCCGCCGAACUGCCGCGCUACUGGCAGGAUCAUCGGGAGGCACUGCUGCAGUUCAUCGAGCAGGUGCAUCAUGGCAUCCAUGGGUUUGUGCACAGCACCAUUGGCACACCGAUCGCUGGAGCCGUCGUCCGGUUGGACGGGGCCAAUCACUCGAGCUACAGCCAAACCUUUGGCGACUAUUGGAAACUGGCGCUGCCCGGUCGACACAAUCUCACCGUUCUGGGCGACAACUAUGCCCCGCUGCGGGUGGAAGUGGAGGUGCCCGAUAGCGAGCCCUUUGCGAUGCGCAUGGAUGUCACCCUCAUGCCCGAUGAUCCGCAGCACUGGGCCUCGGCGAAUGACUUUCGGAUAAUCGAGAACGUUGUGAACACGCGAUAUCACACCAAUCCGGAGAUUCGUGCACGUCUGGCGGAGCUGGAGAACCAGAAUGGACAGAUUGCCAGCUUUGGCUAUGCGGACAAUGAGUUUAGCACAUAUUUCAACUACCUCAAGAUGACCUCUGACAUUGGUGAACCCGAGGAGCACAAGUACAAGCUGCUGGUGGUGAGUUCCCUGUACGACACAGCUGCUCCGCUGGGCAGGGAAAUUGUGCUCAACCUGGUGCGUCACCUCGUCGAGGGUUUCAAGCUGCAGGAUGCCUCUGUGGUCGAUCUGCUAAAGCACAGCGUUAUCUACUUCCUGCCACAGACCAACAAGUUCCCGGAUGUCUUUGCCAUGUACAAUGUCAACUCCUCCAUUUGCGAUCCCGUGCUGGGCGAUGAGCUGGCCGAGCGCAUCCUUAAUCCCGAGACAGAUCUGGCCAAGGACAUGUUCCUACAGUUCCUGCGUAGCGAACACUUUGACUUGAUGCUCACCUUCGGAGCCGGUAGCUCCGAGCUGAGCUAUCCCAGGGGCGACUCGGUGCUGGAGAAGUUUGCCCAUGGAAUGCAGCGCACCGAGUUCAACUACUCGCCGCUUCAGUGUCCCGCAUCCGCCACGAGGCAGGCGCACCGUGAGACGACGGAACGUUUGACCAACCUGAUGUACCGUAUGUACGACCUGCCCGUCUUCACCCUGGGCAUCUCCUGUUGCCGCAUGCCGCACCACAAGCAGAUUGCCUCCGUGUGGCGCAAGAACAUCGACAAGAUCAAGAACUUCCUGGCUCUGGUGAGGACCGGAGUGAGUGGCCUGGUGCAGAACGACAAGGGACAACCGCUGCGGGAGUCCUUUGUCCGUCUGCUGGAGCACCAACGUAUCAUCAAUGUAACGAAGAACGCUGCGCGCUUCCAAUUGAUGCUGCCCCAUGGUCUCUACGGCCUGGAGGUGACCGCACCCAACUACGAGUCACAGGUGAUCCGGGCGAACAUCGAAGAGGGCAAGAUCACGGACUUGGGCACCAUACGGUUGCAUCCAUUCACGCUGAUUCGCGGCGAGGUGGUGGAGCUGGCGAGCAAGGCCAAUGGCGGCAGCACCACCAGCAUUGCCGGCAUGGUGCUGGACGAGAGCAAUCAUCCGGUGCGGAAUGCCAAGGUCUCUGUGGUGGGACAGACGCAGCUGAGGAACUUCACCAACAGUCUGGGACAGUAUCACAUAUCGGCGGUGCCACUGGGCACUGUUGUCCUCAAGGUGGAGGCACCGCGCCAUGUGGAGGCCACACGGCAAAUGCAUCUGAUCCAGGGUGGCCUGGCCACCGAGAAUGUGGUCUUUCACCUGAAGAUCAACGAGCAUGUCUUCGGACUGCCACGCCUGCUGUUCAUCCUGUUCGCCAGCAUACUGAUCAUUGUGGGCGUCGUCGUCUGUGUGCUGUGCGCCCAGUUUUGGUUCUAUCGACGCCAUCGGGGUAACAAGCCGUACUACAACUUCUCGCUGCUCACGCAAAAGGGCAAGGAGCAGUUCGAUCUGGAGGACGAUGAGGCGGGCGACGAUGGGGAGACGGAACUCUUCCGUUCACCCAUUAAACGCGGCAUGACCAUACAGCCGUACUUCGACGAGGAGCAACUGGAGCGCAUCCUGCACACGGACGACGAGGACGACGAUGGGCCGCACAUGGAGCCGGAACUGGAUGUGGCCGACGACAGUGGUGACGAGAUAGUGAUGCUGCAUAAUCCCGGCAACAAGCGCCGGCAUUAGAGUUGAUCUACUGAUCAACUGUCUCGUCUUAACUUAUUCGAUCCAAGAUCCAAGAUCCACUGCAACCACACGACAACCACACACAACAUAACUGUGAUUCAAAACGUUUUCAAGAGAAACCAACGCAAGGCAUUGCUCUACCCUUCCCUUCCCUCCCCUCUUAUUUUUUUUUUAUUUUUGUUUUUAAUUUUUGUGUAAUAUAUAUACUCCUUAAAUGUAACUUAAUUAUUCGAUGUACAAUGAUACGAUUUACGCCUGCGCUUUAAUGUUAGUGAAUCUUGCACCUAAACUGCAUCACAAUCGUCAGCUUUAAAUAGAGAAUGUUGUGCUCCAACCUCCGACCUCCAACCAAACCAACCCACUCGGCGAAUCUCUCUUCCAUGCCCUUAUAGCCCGUUUAAAUAGCGAUUAUAAACAUGUAUAUCUGUCCAGCCAAGCGUUAGUGUAACUUAACUUAAGACUGAGAGCCUUGCAACUCUAGCAAAAAACACAAGACAACAAAAUAUGUGAAAAGAAUGAUGAAAGAUUAAUGAUGAAAGAUGAAAGACAUGAAUCUUGCGAAGUAGUUGUACAUUAAAGACCCUUUCAAUGCUCUACUAAAAAAAAAAAAACUCCCAGCCAAAUGCAUAAAUCGUGGUUUGAGUUCGUUAUAUAUAACUUGAUUAAAAAUUUGGACAUCGAAAUAAAUCCUUUUCAAUGUGAAUACUUCAUUUAACUUAUAUAUAUUUUACUGGCAAGUGUCUACACAAAUUUUGAAUUGCUCAAAAACGCCUUAGUAAUUAAAGGAUAUUGCUAUUAAAUAUAAUAAGGACAGCUUUACAUUUUUGAAUCUUAGUACUUAAUAAUUUAUCAAAUCUUAUUUAAUUAAAUCAAACUAUUAUCGGGCAAUUGGUUGGCUUUAAAUAAAUCAAUAUCGUUGUUAUAUAUAGCGUCAUAAACUUGAACUCUCCGUAUGCAUAUGUAAAUCUGGCAAAUCAAUCCAUCUGGAUUUCAAAUUAACAUUUUUCAAAAACAGCUAUGAUAAAACAAUAACAAAUCAAAACAUAACCAGUUAACAGCUAUGUAAUAUUUUCUUGGAAACGCCUACUUUAUAAAAUACAAAUAUACACUACAAAAAUGAUAAAAAAAAAAAAAAAAAACAAACGUACUGCACGAUUUUAACUUUAUAGAGCACAUAAAGACAAAAACUUAGAAAAUGAAAGUGAAAAUGAAAAAAGAAGGAAAUAAGUUAUAUUUCACGAGGUGCAGCAUUUACUUAUAUAAAUAUACAUACUAUAUAUAUACAUAUAUCGUAUACAUAUCCACAAAUAUGGCAAUUAUAUCAAUGUAAGCAAUUAUCUGAAUAAAAUAAUAAUGUACCUAAAAAA